Messenger RNA from Gryllus bimaculatus (two-spotted cricket), 3770 nucleotides. The record is from the annotation of a GenBank genome assembly. Lineage: Eukaryota; Metazoa; Arthropoda; Insecta; Orthoptera; Gryllidae.
UGACAUCGUAAGUUUGAACGACCGCCGAUUCCAUAUUAUAUUCGUAUCGAGGCAAUAUCGAUAGUAGCUAUAACAUGGCGGUUCGUUGUGUUCGUCAUUGGCAAAAGUUCGUUUAGAUCACAUGCUAUCCACUUGUUGCUUGUCUUCAAGGCUAAUUCCAUUUAUAAGUAGUGACUUUCUGUAAUCCUUAGGAGUUUGAUAUUUUCGGAAACAAGUUCGUGUUUUUUACGUCGAAAACUGUUUGACAGUUUUAUUUGCGAUGGAUAAAUUGAAAAGAGCACUAAGUGGUGAUGACAGCCAAGCGGAAGAAGAAAGUGGAAUUAUGCCACAGAUGCAUAAUGCAGGUCUUGUUUUACUUUUCAUCAUCCUCCAAUGGCUUGCACUAACAUGGUACUCGCUGUCGUACAUUCCUUAUGCACGUGAUGCAUGUAAGAAGACAAUAUCUGCUUGUAUUGCAUAAGAGAAAAAGGCUUUGAAUUAAGUCACUUGUGUGUAUUAUCUUGCAUUUUGAAACCUUGUCGCAUAAUAAGUAGGUCACAUUUUGUACCGUCGUGCCUAAAUGUGUAAUCCUGUGUAUGUGCUAAACUGUUACCCCAACCUUUCGGGUUUGGCAGUGCCCUACGGUUAAGUUGUUUUAAUUGGUUGCUGUUUUUUGCACAGUUCGUCAGGAUAUCUUGUGAAGAUUUACUCCUGAAACGUGAUAAGAUUUGAGCAUAUGUAUAUAUGAAGGAAUGUGUCUGAGAAGGAAGUAUGUAAAAAUGACAUUAAUAUUAUUGUUGUUAGUUAAUUAGAAAUCAUUAUUUUUUUACUGUAACAUAAAUUGUGGUCAAAUUGAAUUGGGGGAGAGGGGAGUGAUUGCAAGUGUAAAAAUGUUCUGAAUGAAUGAUCAAUGUACUUAAUUGUUAUUUCUAAUUAGUAUAUUUCUUUAUCAUCAGGACCAAAUACCAGUUCUCAAGUAUUAAAAUCUGUUCUGACAUUGAGGUAAUAUAUUAAUAGCCUAUUUUUUUUAUAUUGAACUGAGGAGCACUGUCUUUCCCUGCAUGGUGUCAAUUAUUAAAUGUGCAUUAUAUUGUAAUGUGUCCAUCCACGAGUCUAUUUAAACACUUGUACUUUUUAUUAAUAUGGCAUAUAUAUUUUUGAUGUUUCUCUGGUAGAUCAUGUAAGACCAGAUGGCUUGAUCUUGUUAACGUGGGAUGUACUAAACUUCAGAUUUGUUCGUUAAAUGGAGUACAAAUGUAGUUCUGAUGUUGAAAGAUACUAUUAUAGCGCUUAUUGUAAAAUCUUGUUCCAACUAUAUUAGAUGAGUGGUUCAAGAGCUUGGUCUUCCACAUGGUAAUUUGGUACCACUGUUUAAAAAAAUGUUCAUAUGCACAUUGUCAAAAUAAGAAAACAUUUAUUGCAAUACUAAGUAUCAAUGUAUACAUUAAUUGAGAUUGCUCAGUGAAAAGUUAAUAUUUUGUUGAGUCGUGACCAGAACUUUUGGCAGCAGCUGACAUCUGCAAAAUAUUCUGUGCUUGGCGAAGUAGAGGCAUAUCAAUCAUAUGACCUUGAUAAACAAAAGCUCCCUUGCCUGCUGCCUGAUGUUCCUGAAAUGCUGCAACAAGUCCUUGUGCCCAAAUCACUUGCUUUUCAGAGGGAAGAAAAAGUUCUUGCACAAUUUGUACUUGACUAGGAUGAAUAAUUUGUUUGCCAGUGUACCCAAGGCUUGCCCCUAGUUGGCAUUGUUUCUUGAGACUUUCCAAAUCUGCAAAUUAAAUUUGGGGAUGAAUUAAAGCAGUAUUUUCUCAUCUUUUAACAGCUUUUUUCACCUUUUGUUUUUAUUUUUCAUCUUGUUGGUACAUAAGUGUCUUGGACUAGUGUUGCUUCUAGCUAAUUUGUAAGAAUUUUCAUAAUGGCUAAUUAUGAAACUUUUCAGCAAGGUUAUAAAUAUGAUUGUGAUUUCCAAUAUCUUCUUAUUGUUAAUACAUUACUAUUCACUGGGUGCCAGAGUAAUUGUCUUAAUUUUUUAGUUUAAAACAAAGAAUCAAGUGAAAUAAUUUGUAAUUGUUGCCCAAGGUUGUUUUUUCCCAAUACACUCGCACAAUAUAGUCUCUGCUAAAUGAACAAUCUUAACACAUAUUCUGAUGUUGCACUAACAAACAAUUAAUAAAUAAAUAUAAAAAUAUACAUAAAUAAAUAAUAUAAAUAAAUGCUUUUCAUUCAUACCAGGGUGUAAACUUGUCUUCAUUGCAUUUUGAAACCUGUAGAUAAUGUAAUGGAAUGUGUGAAAUUAAUAAUUCAAUUUAUAACUUUAUUACAAUGCUGUUUUUUUACUAUAUAUUACUCAAUAAAACUUGAACCUUCAAUUAUAGUUUUAGAAUAUUGUUUAGGUAUGUAAGUGCUUACAUAGUUCAUUAUUGAUAAUUUUCAACAAUAUUGCAUUUAUGGAACUUUGGGAUUAGUGAGUAUGAUCUGAACAUGGUAGAACAAAUACAAUUCCAAUGUAAGCAUUGAUGAAUAGACAUGUAAUUACAGUUUUAAAUUUCCGUUCCUGAUAUAUUAUUAUUUUGUCUUGUAGAUAUCCCGCAUUGUUUCACUGCAUUUGUAUCUACUCAGUGUAGAUUUAGAUUUCUGUAAUAUCCGACAUAGAUUUAUGGCCGGAACAAUAAUUGUGAUUUAUAUAUUUGUAAAUUGAAUAUCAAUGUAAUUUGUAUUUAAGACUAUGAAUUACAUUUUAGCUAGGAAUAAAAAUAACCAUUUUGUAAAAGUGAAUAUAAACAAUGCUUCAAGAGUAAUUAUGUGUCUCCCAUAAAAAUUCUACUUAUUUGGAAAUUACAGAAGAAUAUAAAGGCCUCUAUCGACUCCUGAACUUCUUUUAAUAUUGGAGGAAGAUGACCUUAUCGCUGAAAUACGUCUCAUGGUGUGUAAAUUCUUUCUGUUUUCGAAACGACAGAGGGAUGAUCUGGAGGAAAAAGAAGAAAACUUGUUGAUAGUUGUCAAUGGCGGUGUAGGGAUACAGGAAUAGCUGGUUCAGGGCAGCAUUUGAUGUCAUUGAAAUGCCUCUUGAUCGGAAGGCCCUAGGGUUCAAGUCCUGAUGGUGGCAGGGUUUUUGACACUUGCUACAUAGCUAGGAUGAAUUCAGCAGCUGUCUAAGAGGAGAAUUCUAGUGGCCUGCUGCUCUGAUCAGUAAAUUUCUUAGUUUCUGCAAUCAACACAGGUGAAUGCCGGAACAAAACACUAGCAAACAAGCCAAGGUAUGUGCACAUUCUUUCCUUCCUCACCCCCCUUACACACACUACACUACCCACUUGCCAGGAGUUCAGAGCUUGACUUGGCUAAGGGGGUGCCCCUACGAUGGGAGAUAACUGGUAAGGGAAAACUCCACAAGAUGACAGACAGGUCGGAGCCAAUCUCCCUAUCCAGCGGGGGAAAAUCACUGCCACCUUCCAUGAUAAAAACAUGUAUUACACACUACUAAUGACCUUAGCAAUUGACAUCACCGGAACCAUCAAUCUUUGCAUGUUUGAAACACAUUCUGUAAUAAUUAAGGGUACUUUACACAAAGCCCCUGGGCGAUUUUCAAAUUUUUUGAAAGAACAGAGUGGAAUAUACUCAUGAAGAUGGCAUAGGUCCGAUUUUCAUUGUUAACUCUGAAAUUUUGGAAAUUGCGAAAGAUUGAUUUUUUACUGUGUGCUCCUACAGAUAAAAUAUUGAAGAUAGCAAUUAUUUGUUCUUCACAAUCAGUUCUUUCAUUCAUCAUAAAUGAAAGGAUCGGAAUGUAAUGAUUUGAA